AUGACGCAAAGGCUUGAGCAGCAAGUUGGUGCUGCGGAGGCAAUGUCCAAAGCCACGGCUGCACCUGACACGCACACGCACACGCACACGCACACGCACACGCACACAAACGCCCUGAAACGAGUGCUCGAGCCUGAGCCGGAAACUGCUCCUCCCACAACCGCCGCUUGCUCCACCGGCAACAACGGCGAACCAGCCAAAGAAGCAUCCACAUCCAAACGAGCACGCUUCGACAACGCCAUCAACAAGGACGGAAAGAACAAGUGGGAGCGUCGAGAUCGACGUGGCACCGGUCGAGCCCAAGAUAACGAGUCACCGUCCACCUGCGAAGCGUCUGCGUCAACGGAUCGUCUACCGAAACGCAAGGUCGCCGUCAAGUUUGGCUACUGCGGAAUCGGAUAUUCCGGGCUGCAGAUCAACCCGGGCGUCAAGACAAUCGAGGGCGACAUCUUCGAUGCGUUCUGCACUGCCGGUGCCGUCUCGUCCGACAAUGCAGUCAACCCAAACAAGGUGGGACUGCAACGGGCCGCUCGUACAGACCGCGGUGUGCAUGCGGCGGGCAACCUGCUCAGCCUGAAACUCAUUCUGCAGCCGCAAGGCUUGAAACCCGGCGAAACGUUGGUCGACAAGGUCAACGAGCUGCUCCCGCCGUUUAUCCGGAUCUGGGGCGUGACUCGCGUGCAGAACGGAUUCAACGCUAGGCAGAGCUGCGAUAGCAGAAUGUACGAGUAUCUGCUACCGACCUACGUGUUCAUCCCGCCCAAGCCGGGGUCUACGAUGCACGACAUGUUGGUGCGCAUCCGUCAACAGGAGCUCGCUAGACUGAGCGAGUCGGAAGCGCACGUCUCAACCACAUGCUUGGACGAAAUCAUCGACCAUCCCUUUUGGAAAUCACACGGCACAACGUCCGAGUUCAGUGUCGACAUGGCCGCUAAGAAGCAGUACCGGCUGACGCCCGCACACCUCGCCAAGAUCCGCUCGAUCUUCAACCGGUUCCUCGGUUCGCACAACUUCUACAACUUUACUGUCGGCAAGGAGUUCCGCGAUCGGUCGUGCCAAAGGUUCAUGAAGAAACUCACGAUUUCCGAGCCCAAGAUGAUCCAGGGCGUCGAGUGGCUGAGCAUCAAGUUCCACGGUCAGAGUUUCAUGCUGCACCAGAUUCGCAAGAUGAUCGGCUUGCUGGUCUUGAUCGGUCGAACGGGAGCGGCCGAGCGGUUGGUGGACGAGUGUUUCGGCCCCGCUCGCGUCCAUAUUCCCAAAGCACCCGGACUGGGACUGUUGCUGGAAAUGCCCAUCUUCGACGCAUACAACACGCGCAUCCGCAACAACAACGACAAAAUCACCAAGCUCAUCAAGAAGAAAACCCGGGCGGUCAACACACACCCCGAAGACGCCUCGCAAACAGGUAAUGCUGCUUGCACGUUGUCAGACGAACUGCGCGACGCUAUCACCUACAACGACCACACAUCCCAAAUGCAACACUUCAAGCAGCAGUGGAUCUACGACCGAAUCAUCGCCACCGAACAGGAAACAAACGAGUUCGGCAAAUGGCUCAACUACCUCGACGUCUUCCAAGGCCCCGACUUCGAAUUUCUCAACCCCAGAGGCGUCAUCCCCAGCCAAGCCAUCGUCAAGGUCGGAGAGUUUCACCGUCAUCACUCGAUCAAACGUCGUCCUGAUUCCAUGCUACACACGCCGCCCAUUCCCGACACCGAGAAUCCAUCGCAAUCCCACAACCACAACCACAACCACAACGACGACGACGACGACAACCACAACGACAACGACGACGAGGACGCAGAGGCGUACGCUAAGAAAGGCGCCGAACUGGACGAGUAUGAGGGUUGA
Messenger RNA from Mycosarcoma maydis (corn smut), 1848 nucleotides. RefSeq lists its product as uncharacterized. NCBI's taxonomy places the organism in Eukaryota, Fungi, Basidiomycota, Ustilaginomycetes, Ustilaginales. Gene Ontology annotation, molecular function: pseudouridine synthase activity; RNA binding. The transcript has a single exon. Bases 1 to 1848 code for a protein of 615 amino acids. Gene Ontology annotation, biological process: mRNA pseudouridine synthesis; tRNA pseudouridine synthesis. The record is from RefSeq and is a predicted model, not a curated record. Gene Ontology annotation, cellular component: nucleus.